AAUUUAUAGAUUUGGGAAUUUUCCAGAUCGGAACCCUAAACGAUGCCGCGAAGCAGAGACGAAGACGAUGAAAUAGACGGAGACUACGAAGGAUUGGAAUUAGAGGAAGAAGAGGAAGAAGACGAAGAAGAAGAAGAGAGAGGAAGAGGCGGCGGCGGUUCUAGACGGAAGAGAGGAAGAUCGAAUUUUAUUGAUGAUUAUGCGGAUGAAGAUUCACAGGAAGAAGACGAUGAUGAUGAAGAUUAUGGUAGCCGUGGAGGUAAAGGAGCUGCUAGUAAGAGAAAGAAGCCUUCUGCUUCCAUAUUCUUAGACCGAGAAGCUCAUCAGGUUGAUGAUGAGGAUGAAGAAGACGAAGAAGAAGGAGAAGAUGACUUUAUUGUGGAUGCUGGAACGGACCUUCCGGAUGAGCGUGGUGAUAGACGGUAUGAACGGAGGUUUCUUUCUCGUGAUGAAAAUGAUGAGGAUGUGGAAGAUCUCGAGAGAAGAAUUCAAGAGCGGUUCUCUAGGCAUCAUGAAGAAUAUGAUGAAGAAGCUACUGAUGUUGAGCAGCAAGCGCUUUUGCCAUCAGUUCGUGAUCCGAAAUUGUGGAUGGUGAAAUGUGCGAUUGGUCGCGAAAGGGAGGUUGCUGUUUGUCUUAUGCAAAAAUUUAUAGAUCGAGGAGCAGAUUUGCAGAUUAGAUCUGUUGUUGCCCUUGACCAUCUUAAGAAUUAUAUAUAUGUUGAAGCAGACAAGGAAGCUCAUGUGAAAGAGGCAAUCAAGGGCAUGAGGAAUAUAUAUGCUAAUCAGAAGAUCUUACUUGUCCCAAUAAGAGAAAUGACAGAUGUGCUUUCUGUUGAAAGCAAAGCAAUUGAUCUAUCUCGGGAUACCUGGGUUAGAAUGAAAAUCGGGACGUAUAAAGGUGAUCUUGCAAAGGUAGUUGACGUUGAUAAUGUGCGUCAGAGGGUCACAGUCAAGUUAAUCCCAAGAAUUGAUCUGCAGGCACUAGCCAGUAAGCUGGACGGAAGAGAAGUUUCAAAGAAAAAAGCCUUUGUUCCACCUCCACGUUUCAUGAACAUUGAUGAAGCAAGGGAAUUGCACAUACGAGUUGAGCGUCGGCGUGAUCCCAUGACGGGUGAUUACUUUGAAAAUAUUGGUGGCAUGCUUUUCAAAGAUGGUUUUCUGUACAAAACGGUAUCAUUGAAGUCCAUCACUGUUCAGAAUGUUACACCAACUUUUGACGAACUUGAAAAAUUCAAUAAACCAAGUGAAAAUGGAGAGGGGGACUUUGGUGGUCUGUCAACUUUAUUUGCAAACAGAAAGAAAGGGCAUUUCAUGAAGGGUGAUGCGGUUAUUGUUAUAAAGGGGGAUCUGAAAAACUUGAAGGGUUGGGUUGAGAAAGUAGAUGAAGAAAAUGUCCUUAUCAGAUCAGAAAUGAAAGGUCUCCCUGAUCCUCUUGCUGUAAAUGAGAGAGAGCUUUGCAAGUACUUUGAACCUGGAAAUCAUGUGAAGGUUGUUUCUGGGACCCAUGAAGGAGCAACAGGCAUGGUUGUCAAAGUUGAUCAACACGUGCUUAUCAUUCUGUCUGACACAACCAAAGAACAUGUCCGAGUGUUUGCUGAUCAUGUUGUUGAGAGCUCAGAAGUGACAACUGGUGUUACCAAAAUUGGGGACUAUGAACUUCAUGAUCUUGUGCUUCUGGAUAACCUGAGCUUUGGAGUAAUUAUACGACUAGAGAAUGAAGCUUUUCAGGUUCUUAAAGGGGUUCCUGACAGACCAGAGGUUGCUCUUGUCAAACUCAGAGAAAUCAAAUGCAAAAUUGAGAAGAAAAUCAAUGUUCAAGAUCGCUACAAAAAUGUCAUUGCUGUGAAAGAUGACGUCAGAGUCAUCGAGGGUCCUAGCAAAGGUAAACAAGGUCCGGUGAAGCAUAUCUACAAAGGAGUCUUAUUUAUAUAUGAUCGGCAUCACCUUGAGCAUGCUGGAUUUAUCUGCGCUAAAUGCACAUCAUGCAUUGUUGUUGGUGGAUCACGUUCUGGCGCUAAUAGAAAUGGUGGUGAUUCUUUUUCAAGGUAUGGCAAUUUCAAGGCACCUGCCCCAGUACCCUCAUCCCCAGGAAGAUUUCAACGUGGCAGAGGCGGAGGAUAUAAUAACUCUGGAGGGAGGCAUGGGGGUGGAAGAGGACGGGGAGACGAUUCUUUGUUGGGUACUACUGUUAAGAUCCGUCUAGGACCUUUCAAAGGGUAUAGGGGACCUGUAGUAGAAGUGAAAGGAAAUUCAGUGCGUGUAGAACUUGAGAUGAAGAUUGUGACAGUUGAUCGGGAUGCAAUAUCAGAUAAUGUUGCGACAACACCGUUUAGAGAUACAUCUCGGUAUAGUAUGGGAAGCGAAACACCUAUGCAUCCUUCUCGGACUCCACUUCAUCCUUAUAUGACUCCAAUGCGCGACUCUGGAGCUACACCAAUCCAUGAUGGAAUGAGGACACCCAUGCGUGAUAGAGCUUGGAAUCCUUACACGCCUAUGAGUCCACCUAGGGAUAACUGGGAAGAUGGAAAUCCGGCAUCUUGGGGAACGAGUCCUCAAUAUCAGCCGGGAAGUCCUCCUUCACGAGCAUAUGAAGCACCAACUCCUGGCUCUGGAUGGGCUAGUACUCCUGGUGGUAGUUACUCGGAUGCGGGGACACCUAGAGACCAUGGUUCAGCUUACGCUAAUGCCCCAAGUCCUUACCUACCAUCGACCCCUGGGCAACCCAUGACACCAAGCUCGGCUUCAUACUUACCUGGAACUCCUGGAGGACAACCAAUGACUCCUGGAACUGGCCUCGAUGUCAUGUCUCCUGUUAUAGGUGGGGAUGCUGAAGCAUGGUUCAUGCCCGAUAUUUUGGUUGACGUACACAAGGCUGGAGAAGACAGCGAUGUGGGCGUCAUCCGAGAUGUUUCGGAUGGAACGUGUAAAGUGUCUCUCGGGUCCAGCGGUGAAGGUGACACUAUAAUGGCCCUCCCAAGCGAACUGGAGAUAAUUCCUCCGAGGAAAUCUGACCGUGUCAAAAUAGUUGGUGGCCAAUAUCGUGGGUCUACAGGUAAGCUGAUCGGAAUCGACGGGUCUGACGGAAUCGUUAAGAUAGAUGAUAAUCUUGACGUCAAGAUUCUGGACCUGGCCUUAUUAGCCAAGUUUGUGCAACCGUGAUAGUGUUCUUCUAAUGAACGUUUAAUUUUAUC
Molecule: messenger RNA, 3191 nt
Organism: Arabidopsis arenosa
Lineage: Eukaryota; Viridiplantae; Streptophyta; Magnoliopsida; Brassicales; Brassicaceae
Source: the annotation of a GenBank genome assembly